AUGAUGAAGAUACCCUAUAGGUGUGAGAAAUUAAAAGCUCAAGAGAGGCCGGUACACCACAAAUCGCUUAGUGCUUUCCCUCCCGUCCUAAUGGCACGCCAAUUAAAAGUUUGCUCGCUCACUCCCAAGGCGAGGAUUGUUCCAACUGUAAAACUGAACAUCCGAGCAUCUGAACAUAAUGUAGUUUAUUUGAGCUCGAGCGCAGUUUGCCGACGAUUAGCAUUUUGA
Messenger RNA from Leptosia nina, 228 nucleotides. The record is from the annotation of a GenBank genome assembly. Lineage: Eukaryota; Metazoa; Arthropoda; Insecta; Lepidoptera; Pieridae.